AUGGUACCAGUGGCAGAUUUAUCGCCGUUUCCAGCUUUGUGGAAAGCUGUGAAGAAGAAUGAUCAAGUUUCCGAUAAGAAAGUUACUAGAGUAUGUUCAGAUUCUGAUAAGAAAGUGCUUGGAGUGUGUUCAUUUGAAGUAGCAAGUUUGAUGUCUAGGAUGAUUCAACUCUGGAAUUUUCUGAAUAAAAAUGUCGAAAAAUCUCAGGAUUUCAUAGACUCAGUGGGCAUAGAAAAUCUGUUGAAGGACAACAAUGGCAUAUCAGACUUGGUAUAUGGUGAGGUCAUUUAUAUUUUCUGCGAAGUGGCUCGGAUUAUAGUCAGGCUUGCAAAGAGAUGCAGUGAUGCGCGGUUGAAAAAUUUGGAGCAUGAAAUUGAAGGCCAGCUGCUGAAAAUGAAGAAUAGCUGGAUAAUACUAUUGCCGUGUAAGAAGAUGGAUGAAACUAUCAAGGAAAUGGGAAAUCUUGUCACUGAUAAUCAAAAUUUGUACGCGCUAAUGCAAGAACUCGUGAAGCUUGAAGAAAAAUUAGAGGGGAAAAAUAGCGUCCAGCGCCUUUUUCAGUUAGAAACAAAGAUUGAGGAGACGCAGGUUAAGGUAAGUCAUUUAAAGAGAUCUUUGUGGAAUGCGUAUUAUGAUGACAUUGUUCUUCUUUUGAGCAAGUGUUUGUUCACUAUAUUCGUUCGAAUUGAGUCACUUUUCAAUGUUGUUCAUGUGCCCGGUGAUGAUGAAAACAUGAAUUUAGUCAGAGGCCAGACUACUGAGAAAUUGCCAAUAAACAGACUCGCCAAAUUAUGGUCAUCUGCUAGAGGGAAUAGAAAGACUAGCCCUCUUGAAAAUCUUGCCCGAUGCAUGGUUGAUCAUUCUGUCACUCGGGAAAGCAAUGGGCCAGGGAACAAAACUUUAUCAAUAUUCAAAACCAGAAUGCAAAGUCCUUCCUCUGGUACUCUUGGCGAUGCUGAACUAGAAAAAAGAUAUGCAAAUGCUAUACUAGAAAUUGACACACUCGUGAUGUUGCCUAUUUUGAUAAGUGAUGCUAAACUACGUGAAUUGAAGAAAAUGCUGCCAAGAAAAAUAAGUUUCGUAGUCAAGGAAAGACUGAAACUGGUCCAAAAUGAAACCAGUCUUUCAGUUUCAAUAGACAUGAUUUCAGAGAUACUAAAUUGGCUGACUCCGCUUGCUCAUAACACGAUAACUAGAUGGAUGUCUGAGCAAAAAUAUGCUCAUCAGAACAUAAAUACUUGUGGAGAGAAAUUGUUGCUGCAAGUAGAAACACUUUGUUUUGCAGAUAAGGAAAAAGCUGAUGCAGUGGUUAGUGAGCUUCUUAUUGGUUUAACACAUAUAAAUUUAGCUCAGAAACAGCUCAGUGAUUAUAGUUCAGAAAUAGUGCAUGUAAUAAAUGAUCCGAUGAACAGUAGUUCAUGUUUAAGAAGCUGA
Daucus carota subsp. sativus is the source of this 1434-nucleotide messenger RNA. RefSeq lists its product as uncharacterized. The record is from RefSeq and is a predicted model, not a curated record. Gene Ontology annotation, biological process: positive regulation of growth. NCBI's taxonomy places the organism in Eukaryota, Viridiplantae, Streptophyta, Magnoliopsida, Apiales, Apiaceae. The coding region runs from base 1 to 1434 and encodes 477 amino acids. The transcript has a single exon.